AUGGCGGAACUGUUCAGGGAUACAGCCUUCGGCCAUUUCAUACGACUCAUUACGAACAAGAAGGCCUUCCAAUAUCCUGAGGAGGCCGACCCAUCAAUAUGGACCCGAUUCAUCGAUGAGAAGAAGUCUGGCUAUCUAGCUCAUCAUGGCGACACCAAUCCGCCAGAAGAAGACGUAGAGAUGGAGGGCAUCGGAGGCGUCCGCACACGAGAAGACCAGUUCACGUUACAACCUCCUGCCAACCGACCAUCCAUGGGUCGCAACUCGGAGAGUUCUUCGCGGACACGAGUGGGCAGCAACGACGUCAACAUCAACCAUGCUAGUGGUGUCAAGGUGGAUCCAGAGAAGGGACGGGAUCGUCACCUUGUCACUUGGUAUGGCGACAACGACCCGGAGAACCCUUUGAACUGGUCGCGAGUCAAGAAAUUCUUUGUCACGUUCGAGAUCUGCCUGUUGACUCUGUCCGUCUACAUCGGUUCUGCUAUCUACUCGGCCGGUACGCAGAGUGUCAUGGCCACCUUUGGCGUCUCUCAGGUUGCCGCAACGCUCGGUCUAUGUCUUUUUGUCGCCGGCUACGGUCUUGGGCCCAUGCUCUGGUCGCCAAUGAGCGAGAUUCCACAGGUCGGCAGAAACCCCAUCUACAUCGGUACACUCGCAGUGUUCGUUCUUUUCCAGGUUCCUACUGCACUGUCAGUAAACUUCGGCAUGUUACUCGCUUUUCGUUUCUUGACUGGAUUCUUUGGCUCGCCAGUACUCGCCACAGGCGGUGCAUCACUUGCCGACAUGUAUGCGCCCAAGAAGCGAGCCUACGCCAUGGCCAUUUGGGGCAUUUUCGCUGUCUCUGGUCCGGUUCUUGGUCCCUUGGUCGGCGGCUUCGCAGUCGAGUAUGGUUUCAUCGAGGGCGGCUUCACGGCACCAUGGACCUGGCCCAUAUGGGAGCUAAUGUGGCUUUCUGGCUUCUGCCUCGUUUUCCUUUUCUUCUUGCUACCUGAGACCAGCGCCAACAAUAUCCUGGUUCGCCGAACCAAGCGUCUGCGAAAGAUCACUGGCGAUGACAAACUCGUCUGCGAGCCGGAGCUCAUGUCCGAACAUAUGACUGGAAAGGAGAUUCUCAUGAUCUCCGUCAUUAAGCCAAUCACCAUGAACUUCACCGAGCCUAUGGUUUUCUUGCUCAACCUGUACAUCGCUCUCAUCUACGGCCUGCUCUACAUCUGGUUCGAGUCAUUCGUCAUCGUGUUCGUCGAGAUGUACGGCUUCACCCUUGGACAGGAAGGCUUGGCAUAUCUAGGUAUCCUCGUCGGGUCAUUGGUCGUCAUCGCUCCGUUCUUCGCAUGGCUUCGUUACUAUCUCGAACCGCACUUUGACGAGGAGGGCAACAUUCAGCCGGAAAAGCGUCUCAUCCCAGCAUUUGUUGGCUGCUUCUGCAUCCCGAUCUGUUUGUUCUGGUUCGGCUGGACUUCCCGGCCAGACAUUCACUGGAUCGUGCCCAUCAUUGGCACAUCAUUCUUCUCGAUUGGUGCAUUCUUGCUCUUCAGCAGUGUAUUAAAUUACCUCCCAGACGCUUAUCCUGAAAAAGCAGCGUCUGUUCUUGCAGGAAACGACCUGUUCCGUAGCAGCUUCGGUGCUGGUUUUCCACUCUUUGCAAAUGCCAUGUUCACCAAGCUCGGAGUUAACUGGGCAUCGAGUCUGCUCGGCUUCCUGUCCAUUGCCUUCAUUCCGAUCCCGUUCCUUCUGUACAGAUAUGGACCGACUCUGCGCAACAAGUACAGCAAGGACGCUCGCAAAGAUCCCGACUAUAAGGGUUAG
Messenger RNA from Recurvomyces mirabilis, 1806 nucleotides. Its product is annotated as GTPase-activating protein. Gene Ontology annotation, molecular function: fluconazole transmembrane transporter activity. Gene Ontology annotation, biological process: xenobiotic detoxification by transmembrane export across the plasma membrane. The record is from RefSeq and is a predicted model, not a curated record. The transcript is spliced from 5 exons. Lineage: Eukaryota; Fungi; Ascomycota; Dothideomycetes; Mycosphaerellales; Teratosphaeriaceae. Gene Ontology annotation, cellular component: plasma membrane. Bases 1 to 1806 code for a protein of 601 amino acids.